AUGGCUGGUUUGAAUGUCUCCAUGGCCUUUUUCAUUUCCAUCAUUUGCCUUUGUGAAGUGACCAGGAGAUUCUCCAAGAGAAUUUUUCCACCUAAGGUCUACUUUUAUUUUGCUAGUGAACUGGUCAGCUCAUUCCAGAUGUGCACCUGCUUUCUUGAACUGAAGAUGUUGAGGGAUAUUGGUCCAUGGGGAGGUGGCUUUGGCCCGGAUGUGAGCCUGACUCUGCUCUUUCUUCUCUUUUCAGUUCAUGGUGCCACUUCAGAUGGCAGUUCUGCCAACCCUAUGAUUUCUCUUCAGGAAUUUCUAGCUUUGGAUUUUUCUUUGAAGGCUACUGUUGCCAAACUCUUGGCCCAGUUUGUAGGGAUGGAAGUAGCUUUUGCUUUUACAAAGAAGUAUUGGUCCAGGGAACUGACAGAUUUCCAUAUCAUUCAGAACUUAAUGGCCCAAGACUGCAGUUCAUCUAUCAGCACCUCUGUCUCCCAUGGUAUUUUUGUGGAAGCCCUGUGUUCAUUUUUUUUCCAGCUAGUGGUUCUCAGAUUCCAGAUGAGUGCUCUCAUGUACAGAAUACCUAUUGUGGCAAUUACAGUUACUGCUUUGGCCUAUGCAGCUGCACCUUUCACAGGAGCCUUUUUUAACCCUGCCCUAGCCUAUGUCGUGACCUUUACCUGUUCUGGGAAUAGCUCACUGGAGUACUUUCAGGUGUAUUGGCUGGCACCCAUCACAGGAAUGCUGAUAGCUCUGUUCCUGUAUCAGGGGAACAUCCCUCGCCUCUUCCAGACAAACCUGCUUUACAGCCAGAAGAACAAAUACAGGAUCCCCAAGGGGAAAGCUCAGUCUGGUGCGCAGAAUCAAGCAGAGAGAGGCAGAAGCAGAGAAGAGCAGUUGCUCAACUCCAACUGACAACUCAGUGAAGGUGACUGGCAGUGGUGUCUCUGUCUUGGCAUGGGGAAGGAGACCUUGACCAUUGCUGUGGUCUCCUGAAGUCACUUGCAGUACAUUCUAGCUAGAAAGAGGACUAGCCAGAAAUUGUGCUAUUGCAUCUCAUGUUUUUUUUUCUUUUCGCAUUUGAUUGGACCUUGUAGUUCCAAAGGCCUGCAAGAAG
This is a messenger RNA of Varanus komodoensis (Komodo dragon), 1102 nucleotides long. RefSeq names its product aquaporin-12-like. NCBI's taxonomy places the organism in Eukaryota, Metazoa, Chordata, Lepidosauria, Squamata, Varanidae. The record is from RefSeq and is a predicted model, not a curated record. Gene Ontology annotation, cellular component: cytoplasm; membrane. Gene Ontology annotation, biological process: transmembrane transport. Gene Ontology annotation, molecular function: channel activity. Bases 1 to 900 code for a protein of 299 amino acids. The transcript has 3 exons.